UGUGUCUUUUUCAACAGAACCACGCUGCUCAACAAUGGAAGACACGAACGGCUGCGAAGGAAAUGGGGAACAGCAGUAUGAUCCAUCUGCUGAAACAUACACAAAUAACACAGAAACAGAAGAACAAACUGAAGUGCAACCAGCCCAAGAAGGAGAAUCAGGAGACACAUGUGAAUCUGAAGAAAAACCAAAAGAUAACGAAGAAUGCAAAUUGUUUGUUGGAGGAUUAAGUUGGGAAACAACAGCAAAGGAUCUGAGGGAAUAUUUUGAAAAGUUUGGAGAGGUGACAGACUGCCAACUGAAAAUAGAUCAUCAGACUGGAAGGUCAAGAGGAUUUGGCUUUGUUACAUUUAAAGAAACAGAUGCUGUCCAUAAGUGCACAUGUGAAAGUGAACACAAGCUUCAUGGGAAGGUAAUCGACCCCAAGAGAGCCAUGGCAAGGGGACAGAAAGAACCAAUUAAGAAAGUGUUUGUAGGAGGAUUAGACCCCGAUUUCCCAGAGGAUGAGCUCAGGACAUAUUUUAGCAAGUUUGGAAAGAUUGUAGAGAUUGAUCUUCCUUAUGACAGGACAAAGGGUUCUAGGAGGCAUUUCUGCUUUAUCACAUUUGAAAGUGAAGAAGUUGUAAACAAAGUUGUAGCAGAACCAAAGCAAAAACUAGGAGAGAAAGAGGUGGAUGUGAAAAAGGCCACACCCAAGCAGAAUGAUAGCUAUGGCGGUGGUGGCCGUGGGGGUGGAUUUGGUGGCAGAGGAGGUGGAAGAGGCCGUGGACGAGGAUAUGGAGGUGGCCCAGGGGGCUGGAACCAAGGGUGGAACAACCAAGGCUAUGGUGGAUAUGGAGGCUAUGGCGGAUAUGAUCAGGGAGGCUAUGGUGGAUAUGGAAACUAUGGAGGAUAUGAUCAAAGUGGAUAUGGUGGCGGAUAUGGCUCCUGGAGUGGAUAUGACCAGGGCGGAUAUGGAGGCGGCUAUGGUGGAGGUUAUGGUGGCGGAUAUGGAGGUGGAUAUGGACAAGGUUACGAUUACAGUGGAUGGGGCUAUGGACAGGAUCAAGGCGGCCAGAGCAAUUACGGGAAGGCUCCAAAGCGUGGUGGGGGAGCCGGAGGAGGCCAGGGAGGCUAUCACCCCUAUAACAGGCAGUAAACAUGGGCUUCUGUGGCCAGUAUGUUGAAUAAACCUCAUGGUUGUGUAAGGGGACGGUAUUGCCCAGCAGAGAUUGAACGAACACUAUAGAUAGUUUUCUUAAAGUAGAAACCGUUGUCAUUGUAAUGAUAAAAGAAUCGUGCGACUUUGAAAACGGUACUGUACAUAAUUAGAUUGGAUUCUCCAUGGAAAUAGCAAAAAGAAAAUGUCAUUGACGGUUGCUAGCAAAUGGCUUUAACACCGGUCCGAUUCUGCAUUUUGUUUUUGUUUUUAGAAAAAUUUUAAAUUGGAUCAUUCCACUGAAUGUUAAACAUCAAUUAUGAAAUGUGGCAGAAAUUGUAAAGAUAGUUGAAUUUUCUUAAUGUAAAAUUUUAUUAUGUAACACCGAAGUGUAGUAGGUAAUAAAGUCACUGAUUUUAGUUGAA
This is a messenger RNA of Lingula anatina, 1563 nucleotides long. RefSeq names its product heterogeneous nuclear ribonucleoprotein A/B. Lineage: Eukaryota; Metazoa; Brachiopoda; Lingulata; Lingulida; Lingulidae. The record is from RefSeq and is a predicted model, not a curated record. Gene Ontology annotation, cellular component: nucleoplasm; chromatin. Gene Ontology annotation, molecular function: RNA binding. Gene Ontology annotation, biological process: regulation of gene expression.